Messenger RNA from Paramecium pentaurelia, 1971 nucleotides. The record is from the annotation of a GenBank genome assembly. Lineage: Eukaryota; Ciliophora; Oligohymenophorea; Peniculida; Parameciidae.
AUGUCAGAACAAUAAAGCUUAAAGGAUGAUAGGAACCUGCCAUUAGCAACUGCUAAAGUAGUUCCUAGAGGAUCAAAAGACAUUUCAAAUGCUAUUGGAGAUCGUAGAUCUUCAUAUAAUAUUGAAGGUUACGAUCGCGUUAUUGCAUAUGAGUAAUAGAGCAUCUUAUAAUAAGAAUAACUUAAUAAUACCAUCAAGGAAUCCCAUUAAUAGAUAAAGCAGUGAUUGCAUUAGUUGUAAUAUUCACUCUCUUAGUCUUCAUAAACUUUUCAUUUACAUGUAACAAAUUGUAGAAAAAAUAGCUAAUGAUGCUAAAGAGGAUCCCAAUAUAGAUAAGACACUAUUUGUGACUAAAAUAAUAGAACUAGUCAUACUAAUUCUUUUUGUUUUGGAAAUAUCUAUAAGAAGCUAUACAAAUGGUUUUAUUGUAUUUAAUUUCAUGUGAGCUUAGGUUUAUUUUUCAGAUUGUUGGUCAUUUUUUGAUGCAUUAAUAAUAAUUGCAUCUAUUGUCUUAAUAAUAUUGGAUUUGAAUUUAUAAGGAGAUGCAUUUAUAACUAUAAGUAAAGUGUUAAGAGGUAUCUUUAGAUUUUUAAGAUUGUUUUUGGUAUUUCGAAAAGUAAAUAUCUUAAAUAUAUAUAAAUAGUAUAAUCAAGUGAAAAAAAUUAAUAAUUCAGGUUCAAGAUAUACAGUAAGAUCACCAGUUGAAAAAGUGAUAGAAAUUAUGCGUGAUCUUUCUGAUCAAUUUGAAGAUCCAGAAAUUAUAAAAUAAUUAAAUUGGGGAAUUACUCAUAUUUCAAAUAAUACUGUUUAUGAACCAAUAAUAGAAGGUCGUAAAAGUGAAGCAUUAGGUUGGUUAAAUCAACCUUAAAAUUAAUAAAUUAUAUCUUAAGAUUCUAAACGUUCAAUUUCUACAGAUAUUAUCUUUUCAAAUGAAACAAACUUACCUGAAUCUUUAAGACAAGAUUUCUCAUAGAAUAUAUUAAAAUUAGAUUAUGAUUAUUUCUCUUUAUUUGAAAAGUAUGAUAGUUCAAUCUUAACUUAUUUGAUGUGCUAUUACUUUGAGAAAGAACAAUUAUUUAGUAAUUUAAAAAUCUCUCCUGAUUCUUUUAAAAAAUGUGUUGAUCAAUUAGGAUCUAGUUAUCAUAGAGAAAACUUAUAUCAUAAUAUAAUUCAUGCUUUUGAUGUUACUCACACAGUAUAUUUUUUUAUUGAAAAAUGCAAUUUUAAAGAAAUUGGAAAAUUGACAAAACUGGAUUAUUCAAUAUUAUUACUUUCAGCUGCUGCUCAUGAUGUUGAUCAUCCAGGAUUGAAUAAUAUAUUUUUAAACAAUACUAGACAUGAAUUGGCAAUGACUUACAAUGAUAAAUCUUCACUUGAAUAACAUCAUGCUGCAACCCUAUUUAAAUAUAUUAGAGAUACUGAACUUCUUAUAAAUUUCUCAUUAUAAGAUUUUAAAUAUUUUAGAGAAAAAUCUAUAAGUAUGAUUUUGAGUACAGAUAAUGCAAUGCAUGGCAAAGGUAUUUCUUAAAAAGAUUAUUAGAUUAUAAUAGAUUAAAAGCAAGAUUAGCAUCUAAUGAUUUUGAUCCAGGUAGUAAAGAUAAAGGUAUUUGUUUUGAUACUUUGCUACAUGCAGCAGAUAUCAGCAAUCCAUUUAAACCAAUGAAAAAUUAUGAGAAAUGGACUUUCAGAGUAUUAGGUGAAUUUUGGCAAUAAGGUGAUAAGGAAAAAGAUUUGGGACUUCCUAUUACUAUGUUAUGUGAUAGAAGAACAACUAAUGUGGCUAAGAGUUAGAUCGGAUUUAUAGAUUUUAUGGUAAUCUACUUAUAAUAUAUAUUUUAGGUAUUACCUUACUAUAAUACACUUCAAUAAAUUCUUCCCUAAUUAGCUGAGUUUAUGGAAUAGAUUUCAGAAAAUAAAAGAUUUUGGGCUGAAUAAAUUGAGCACUAUUAAAUGUUACUCAAUACAUAAUGA